AUGCUGCCGAAUAACGAGGUUCGCGUGCCCCCGCCGCGGGCGGCUGCGCAGUCCGCUGCGCCGCGCGACAUCACCGCCGAAUUUACAGAGGCUGCAUCGAGACUACGGACUGGCCAGCUCGUCAAGGAUGAAAUGUUCACGCUAUUCGAGGCGGUGGGCGCAUUGGAGAUCAUGGACUCCAAGAUGGACAGUGGCUACAUAGCACCUGGCGAGAACCAUGCGCAAGCGCUAGAACACGACUACGAUGUGCGACGGGACCUGACACCGGAGGAGGUGGUGGGGUUGAUGGACCAGCUGCUUUGCCAUGAGAUGGCAUGGCAUAUGGGACAUCCUCUUUCUCAGACCCUUUUUACGUCCAUCUAUAUCGAUAAGCUCUUGUGGCCGGCGCCGAGGACAAUGGAGGAUGCCCGGUUCGACCGCGUGCCUAGCGAAAACCCACUGGUCGGCCUCGUGCUCCGUACCUAUUGUCUGGCACUAAUCAAAGCAUGCGACUUUGUUCACGCCCGUGUGGCAUCUGAAUAUUUCUACGAGGAAGAAGACUUUGUUACUCAAUUAUACAAUCGACACCUCUUGUCCUCUUUUGAUUCGUCACACUUCUAUCGCCUGCUGGAUCAGGCGAUCACCUGGAUUGAGUCUCAGGAGGGGAUCAAUGAAAAGCUUCGAGAUGCGAUUCGAAGCCGACUUCAACUACGGUGGGAGUUUUUGGCUGCCGUGGAUCAAGAUCUUGAGCUCUUAGAUACCGGCUCGACAGACAGCUUUGAAUCAUGUCUGAACCUCUUGAAGCCCGUAACAGAAACUUUUCCUCUUGGAAAGGCGGUGCCUGAAGCUUUCAGCUUGAAGCUUCAACGCAAGCUCGCCAGUACUGUGCCGCCUCGGCCCAUUGUCCACAUCAAACAGGAGGAUGCUCUGGCCCACAUGAAGCGGUUAUGUCAAGAUGCAAUUGAUAUGCAACAGAUCCUGAAAUACCGCGGUCCAAGCAAUUUCAAGACCGCCGUGUGGACUUUAUUGUCUCGAAAACCCCAGCCGUCAGUUUACAUUCGAUCCCUGCUGCAGGCCUUGAUUGUCAGCGGCAUGACAAUCCUUGCGGCUGUACCGGUUAGGCAAUUCCUCUAUGAUGACCUUGCUGAGCUGGUUCUGCCGUCAAGUAUAUUGCUUCGAGCGAAUACUGAUGAGGUGGAGCUACCUUCCGACCCUCGGUUCCGGAUUGCGCAAAUCAUGGAAGGCCUUUUGUUGACACCGUACGCUCCGCCUGCCUGA
This is a messenger RNA of Penicillium brasilianum, 1257 nucleotides long. The record is from the annotation of a GenBank genome assembly. NCBI's taxonomy places the organism in Eukaryota, Fungi, Ascomycota, Eurotiomycetes, Eurotiales, Aspergillaceae.